AUGUACAUUCCAGAGGAUGGCCCUUAUCCACUCGGCACCAACACUGUCACGUACACUGCCACAGAUUCCAGCCGCAACAGUGCUAGUUGCACAGUGGAGGUCACUGUGAAAGACGAAGAACGACCAACCAUUCUCACCUGCAUAGAUAGCGUCGGAACGACCAAUAUGGGAUCAGGCGUAGCGACGGCCUCCUACGAACUACCCACUGGCAUCGAUAACUCGGGCUUAGAAGUCACUGUUCAGUGCACGCCGGUACUGGGCACCCUCCUCCCACUAGGAACUCACACGGUCACCUGUGUCUUCCGUGAUCAAGCGGUGCCUGUCAAUAUCAACCUUUGCUUCAUAACGGUGACUGUAGGUGACGAUGAGAUGCCUUCGAUCGCCUGCCCAUCCAAUAUCACAGUAGGAACAGACGCAGGCGAGUCACACACAAUUCAGACCUUUCCAACAAGCUACACAGCGUCAGACAACUCCGGCAGCUUUGCUGUCAAUAUCACCAAUGUCUACCCUGGUUUGCCAUCUCAGGGACCAUUCACCCCAGGAAGUACUUAUACCUUCGAAAUUAACGACAGCCCCUAUAUUUGGUACUACAUAGCGUACGAUUCUCAUGGAAAUGAGGACAGUUGUGUAUGGACGAUCAGUGUCAUAGAUGAUGAAAACCCUGACAUCACAUGUCCUGCCGCAAUCAUGGUUUUCGAUUGA
Messenger RNA from Patiria miniata (bat star), 702 nucleotides. RefSeq names its product hyalin-like. Lineage: Eukaryota; Metazoa; Echinodermata; Asteroidea; Valvatida; Asterinidae. Bases 1 to 702 code for a protein of 233 amino acids. The record is from RefSeq and is a predicted model, not a curated record. The transcript has 5 exons.